Formica exsecta is the source of this 3161-nucleotide messenger RNA. RefSeq names its product E3 ubiquitin-protein ligase LRSAM1-like. The record is from RefSeq and is a predicted model, not a curated record. The transcript has 13 exons. The coding region runs from base 137 to 2263 and encodes 708 amino acids. Lineage: Eukaryota; Metazoa; Arthropoda; Insecta; Hymenoptera; Formicidae. Gene Ontology annotation, molecular function: protein binding.
UAUUUCCGAAUGCACCCUAAUCGCGUAAUCGUGUAUAAAGCAUAUAAACAUUAUCAGUUAUCAUCAUAUUCACCGCUUAUCAUUGUGUCAGUCUCGCGAAAUGAGAUUUUUGCCCGCCUCCUUGUCAUGACAACGGAUGCGAGCAAGGAUGUCGAGGAAGCACGAGAGUAAAGCUAACAUUGACUACAAGGCGCGGCUCGAGUACAAAUUGUAUUUGGCCAGAGAAAAUCCAGAGCCAACAUUUGACGUGUCGGAAUGUGCCUUGAAGCAUGUGCCAUCGGGUAUCUAUUCACUCUGCAAGGUGUUUCGGAAAGAAAUCUUACUAAUGUACGACAACAAGCUGAGCUCACUCUCGGGCGGAGGUGCCUUAAGUGACUUGUCGCUGCUGACUGUUUUAGAUAUUCAUGGGAACGAGUUUACAACAUUACCCUCCGAUAUUAUGUGUCUCUCUUCUCUCAAGGAGCUCUAUUUGCAAGAUAACAGCCUUCGCAAACUGCCCAAUGAGAUAAUGUACUUGAGUAAAUUAACAAUUUUGAAUGUCUCGAGGAACAACCUGAAACAAAUGCCUAAUGGCAUCGGGCAAUUGCAAAAACAACUCACCACUCUUAAUAUUAGCCAUAAUAAAUCAUUGCAAAAACUGCCUGUAUCCCUGGGCUAUGCUCAGCAAUUGACAAAUCUAAAUAUUGAUGGUUUGAAACUAUCGUAUCCACCUCAAGAUAUCUUAGACGGUGGCACGAUAGUGAUUAUUGCAUUUUUGGCGAACGAAAAUGGAAUCGACUACUCGCCCGAAACUUCGAUAUCAGAGAACGAUAUUUCGAGGGAUAUAAGCUCAGAUGACAUGCAAACAAUACAUCACAAUAAGAGUAUAUAUAUAUAUGCAACAUUACAGAAACUAGACAAAAUGAAGGAACAUCGGCAAAAUGCCUUGUUGGAAGUGGAGAGAAACAUAAAACAGCAGCAAGAAUAUGAAAUGGAAGUGCAAUCCAUGCUGAAAGUUCAUAAAAAGAAGCUUCUGAAGGAUCUAGCAUUACAACAGAUACAACUGGAACAAGAACUUGAGAAAGUGCAGCAAGAAAGAGACACAAAUAGAGCGCGUUUGCUUUCAUACGUUUAUAAUGCUGAAAAAGAAGCUGAUAAUGUAAUUAAAGAAUUUCUAAGAAAUAGUGAAGAAGAAAAGCAAAGUCAAGCUGAAUUAUUGGAACGGGAGAAGCAGGAAGAAAUGCAAUUGUUAAGCUCUUGCCACUCAGAACAGUCCAUGCUACGUAUGAAGGAUACUCUUUUUGCAAUGGAGAAAUUGUUGGAAGAAGAAAUGUGCAAAGCGAGGAAACUGGAAGAGCAUACUAAAUAUAGAGAUUACACAACGCAAUCCUUGCUUACAAUGGAGGUAAGGAACAACGACCAUUUGGCGCAGAUAGUGCAAGAUCAAGAAAAAAGUAGGCAAGAUCUCAUUGAUAGAUUGCGACAGGACGAAGUUUUACAGAAAGCGGCAGUCGCUGCGUUAUUAGAACGCAGUGAUGCGCGUACCUGGAGCAUUGUUCAGCAAGUGAAUCUAGUCCAGUCGCAAUUGGCCGCGCUCACAAACAUCGAGUUCGAAAGAAGGAAAUUGGAGAUCAACCAGCAGCUUAAUGAGAUCGCUGAUAGACGCGUGGCUCUAACAGCUAUUCUGAUUGACUUAUUGGAACAGCAAAAGAACAGGAGAGACCAACUAUUGGAAACAAUUAAUACGAUAGAGCAGCAGCGAUGCAUCUCCAAUGCGAGGCGAGGCAGUUUGUUCUGGCUAAUGCAGUAUCAGUCUCUAAUGGAAGCACGACCACAAGGAUUACUGGAGAUGUUGGAACCUAUGCUAGUUCGACAUGUAGCGAUAGCAGAAGCUUUGCACUGCCUUCCAUUUCUGGCCACAUUGCCGUCUUUGUUACCAAACAUUAGCGAUGAACAAUUAAAAGAUAUGGGCAUAAGUUGCGAUAGAGAUCGUGCUGCUAUAAUGCUAGCAGUUGAAAAUUAUCUGACAGAAAUGAAACUAAAUGAAUCCACAUCGCCCAUAAUGCCUUCCGCGCCUCUCGAAGAAGCGUCGACCAGCAAUCAGAACUGCAAUUUUGUUCAGAAUAUGAUGGAAUGCGUAAUUUGCUUCGAUUUGCAAUGUGAUGUCAUUUUUCUACCUUGUGGACAUCUCUGCUGUUGCUCUACUUGUGCGGACAAAGUUUUUGCAGGAUGUCCAAUGUGCAGGAGUCCAAUAGAACGCAAAGUUCGAGUCGUGCAGCCUUAAAUUCAAUUUUAUUCAGUUUAUUCCCGAAUUCAAUUUGAUGUUCUUCAAAGGUAUGAAAAUAAUGCGCCAUUCUUUCUCGACUGUGAUUACACACACGCGCACGCGAACGAAAUGUUUCGAUAAUAGCUAUUUAUAAUGCGCACAAUUAUAUUUACCAUUGGUAAUAUAAUGCUCAUGUUAAUGUCGAUUCCAUAUAUACAUGGCAUCCCAUUUUAUUGGAAGCAGCAGCAUGAGACCUCAAGUUAACAAAAUAUGUAGCUGUUACCAAUAAAAUGAAAUACUUGGUAUGUGUAUAUAUAUAUAGAAAAUAUACCAAUAUUAUAUAUGACUAAAAAUUAUUGAGUUCCUUUUUUUUCUUUUUUUUUUUUUCUUUAAAAAAAGUAUUUAAUAUUUUAAAAAUGUAUUUAAAAAAAAAGAAAAAAUUUAGUGUUUUUAAAAAAUUACCUAGAUAUAUCAAAUUUUAAAAUUGGAAAUACAGAGAAAAAAAUUAAAAAUUAAAACUAUUUAAAGCUGCAGAUUAGACAUAUUUCGCAUUCAUAUAAUACCUGACAUUUUACAUACUAUAAUUAUUAUAUAUAAAUUGCGAACAUAUCCUUGUAGUCUACAGAAUAUAUAAAAAAUUAGAAAUAUAUAUUUGAGAGAGAGCGAUGAUGAAGUAUAAAAUUUGUUAAUAAUGGAGUGCAAGAAAAGAAAUGAAAAACCAGAGUAUAUAACAAGCUUUGAUAAUAACUAAUUUUUACGACGAAAUUUUUAUAUAAAUGUGUGAUUAUUUCUAUGUGGGAACAGUUUUAAAUCAAUACAAUUUGAAUUUCACUUUUUUAUGCAAAUAUUAACAUUGUCAACACAAUUUUGGUCUUGAAAAAAAUUCCUGUUAAAUAAUAUAAUAAAAUUCGUUUGU